AUGACAUUAACAUCUUCAAUGGAGUUCAUCCAUACAGCCCUCUUUGAAAGCAAAGAAUUGGAGCUCUCAUACACCGACCCGGAUCAGAAAUGGAUAAUCCGAAACCAUUUCCUUAAACUUCUAGAAGAUUUCCCAUCUUUUAUACCAUCAACUAAUACAUAUACUCAUUUUGAUGGUAAAACUACGAAUCUUCUGAACAUCAAUGGAUUCCUUCAUGUCUCAGAAUUCUUACCAGAAAUUCCCAUUAUUAUCUGGGUUCAUGAAAAUUAUCCUGUUAUGUCACCAAUGAUCUUUAUCCCAUCAAACCUAGAUUGCAGAAUUCAUAAAGAUCAUCUAUUUAUAGAUCAAUCUGGUGUCGUUACCCCACCUUACUUACUAAAUUGGGAUCAUUCUAGAAGCAAUUUAUGUGAACUUUUACACAAUCUAAUCACUCUUUUUCGACAUGAUCAUCCUUCCAUGCCGUCUUCAGUAUUAAAAGAAACAAUUUUAAACGAUCUUUAUGCAAAGAUUAGUCAUGAUUUAGCAGUUAGGGAUGAACAAAUUGGGGAUGAAAUCGAGAGAUUGUCGAAUGAACAAAUAGAGUUACAAAAAAGGAGUUAUGAUUUGGAUGAAAAAAUUUGUAGGGAGGAAAAUGAGCGAGAUUUUUUGGAAAAAAGGGUUAUGGAAAUCAAAGAAUAUAAUGAGAAAUUGUUUGAUUGGUUGAGAAAAUAUGAGAAAAUGAGUCCUACAAUGGAGAAUGUAGCAAAUCAAAUAUUUGGUAAGAAGAAAAAGAUUAUUGAUUGUUUGAUUGAAGAUGAUGCUUUAGAUGAUGUGAUUUGUGCAUUGGAUAAGGGUCUUGAUGAAGGUUUUGUUAGUUUGGAUGUGUAUAUAAGGGAAGUUAGAAGGCUAGCUAGAGACCAAUUUUAUCAAAGAGCUAUGAGACUUAAGUUGAAAACUCUUAAAUCUUGA
Molecule: messenger RNA, 948 nt
Organism: Amaranthus tricolor (Joseph's coat)
Lineage: Eukaryota; Viridiplantae; Streptophyta; Magnoliopsida; Caryophyllales; Amaranthaceae
Product: protein ELC-like
Exons: 1
Coding region: 1-948 (315 amino acids)
Biological process (GO): endosome to lysosome transport; protein modification process; protein transport
Cellular component (GO): ESCRT I complex
Molecular function (GO): ubiquitin binding
Source: RefSeq, a predicted model, not a curated record